AUGGUCAACAUCCUGUGCACGGUGCUGCACUCCCUCCUGAGCUGCCUCAUUCCCCCGGCCAACCUGCUGGUGAUUGUGGCUGUCUACCAGCUGAUGAGGAAGCAACCAGGCACCAGCUACAUCUACAUCCUCAACCUGGCCACUGCUGACCUGCUGGUGGGUGUGAUGUGCAUUUCUGAGGCGCUGGACGACAUCCUUGAUGGGGACUUUGACCGCAGCAAGUCCUUCUGCCUCCUGCGCAUCUCCAUGAGCAUGACGCCGUGCAUUGGCUCCAUCCUGACCCUGCUCCUCAUCUCUCUGGACAGGUACCUGGCGGUGAGGCUGCCGCUCUCCUAUCCCACCCUCCCAAAGAAAAUGCCUGUGGUCCUUUCCCUCACUGUCCUCUGGAUGCUCUCCUUCCUUUUUGGACACUUGCCUUUGAUCUUUCCCUCUCUCCAGCAAAGCAACUACACAGGUUACUGCGGGCUCCUGUAUGCAGCCAAGAGUGAGUAUCUCUACACGAUCUGCUUUGGCAUCUUUGCUCCGUCCCUGCUGGUGCUGGUGUGCCUGCACGUCUCGGUGGGCAGCAUCGCCUACCUGCAGCACAAGCGGCUGCAGCACGCCUGCGCCCAGGCUGGGAGCCUCCGCUCCCGCCUGCGCCACUUCAAGGCGCUGCGGACCGUGCUCAUCGUCAUCAUCGGCUUCAGCCUCUCGUGGGGGCCGUACCUGGUGGGGGGCACUGUGCAGGCCGCCUGCAGCUCCUGCAACCUGUCUGACCCGCUCAAGGACGCCUUAUUCCUGCUGGGCGAGACCAACUCCCUCAUCAACCCCCUUGUCUAUGCCCUGCACAGCAAAGACAUCAGAAGCCACCUCGCGAAGCUGCUCAAAUGCAGGGCAAAGGGCCAAGUGAAGCCCCUGGCUUCCAACGUCCGAACCGUGGGGAGCUGGGAUGGAGGCUGGCCUGAGGCACCCGGAUCAUGA
This is a messenger RNA of Cygnus atratus (black swan), 960 nucleotides long. RefSeq names its product glucose-dependent insulinotropic receptor-like. The transcript has a single exon. The record is from RefSeq and is a predicted model, not a curated record. The coding region runs from base 1 to 960 and encodes 319 amino acids. Lineage: Eukaryota; Metazoa; Chordata; Aves; Anseriformes; Anatidae. Gene Ontology annotation, cellular component: membrane. Gene Ontology annotation, biological process: G protein-coupled receptor signaling pathway. Gene Ontology annotation, molecular function: G protein-coupled receptor activity.